This is a messenger RNA of Heterobilharzia americana, 1232 nucleotides long. Lineage: Eukaryota; Metazoa; Platyhelminthes; Trematoda; Strigeidida; Schistosomatidae. The record is from the annotation of a GenBank genome assembly.
CUUUCAUUUACUUUUCUAUUUGUCAGAUUCUUGUACUGUUUAUUUAAGUUAUCUUUAAAUUCAGAGUAUUCUUUUUAAUUCUUAUAACAUAAUAAAAAUUCGCUGAGAAAAUAAUUUUUUUUUCUUUCUAUGUUGUCAUGAAUCUUCAAGACUACUCUCGUAAUGUUAACGUUCAUAGAUUAAUAUUUCUACUAUUCUUUUUAAUAUUUCUUACCCUUUGUUUACUUAGUAUUGAUAAACAUAUUGUUAUAAUAAAUGCAUGGCUUCUGUUUACUCCACUUUGGAUAUGGAAUAUUCUAGUGUUUACAUGUUUUAUUUUAUUAUUCCUUAUUAAAUUUAUUACAUUAACAAAAUUUAUUGCGUUUUAUCUUAUUUAUCAAGUACAUAUAUUAUUAUUUCAAAUAUUUAUAUGCUUUAAAUUAGUGAAUAAUUAUACCUUUCCAUGGAGUAUAGUUUUAAUCCCAGCAUAUGGAUUGUGUAUUUUAGGCUUUUUGACUGUAACAAAAGAUUUUCGUAGACUAAAUAUCUAUGAAUUGGAAAUAUUUCUCUCUUUAAAUUUACCUUGUAUUAUCUUGAUUGGUUUACGUUUAGAUGAUUAUAUUCACUGGAAUUGGACUGAAGUAUUAAUACCAUUUUGGAUAACAAUGACUUUUCUUGUUAUACAAUUACUUCAUGGUCUAUUAUUAGUUGGUAUGCUGUGUGGAUCGAAUCAUUUCAAUCAACAAGAUCGUAAUGAAACUAUCAUUAGAAUAACUGGAUAUUUUUUUGUUGCAUUUUCAUUUCUUAUAUUCUCUAUUCUUCUUGUUUGCAGAUUAGAUAAAAUUAAAUUGUUUACUAACAAAGAAAUCUUUUCCCCUCUUAUUGUCUCUGUCAUAUUAAUGUUGAUUUUGACACUUAUUAUUGAGUAUCCAAAUAAUAUAAUAAUUUUUGGAGGUGUAUACCCAUCAGAUGAAGAAAACUGUUCAAUAGGAUAUACUUCUGGAGCACAAUUAUCUGCUAAUUCUUCAUCAAUCAUCACUGUUCAAGGUUUGAAUUCUAACCUUAACAGAGGGGUAAAUGCUUCUAUGGACAGAUGCUCAGAUUUCACAGAAAAAAUACAACACGAAAGUAAUUCUCAAAUGAUCCAGUCCAAUGGCAACACUAAUAAUACCAAUCUACUAAACAAAGAAAUGCAUUUCUUAAAUCUGAAUAGACCUAUUGUCACUGAGACAUCGAUAUCGCUUCCAGACUAA